Messenger RNA from Letharia columbiana, 519 nucleotides. RefSeq lists its product as uncharacterized. Bases 1 to 519 code for a protein of 172 amino acids. The transcript is spliced from 2 exons. Lineage: Eukaryota; Fungi; Ascomycota; Lecanoromycetes; Lecanorales; Parmeliaceae. The record is from RefSeq and is a predicted model, not a curated record.
AUGGCCAUCCUUUCUGCUCAAUCACUCCUCCGCACCCUCUCCCUCUUCCACCUAACCCUCUCCUAUUACCUCUUCACCUCACCCUCGACCAUCGCCUCGCAAAACCUCGUCUAUGUCCUCGGCGCCGCAAUGGACAUCCCCGACCCUCCUAUAUCCCUUUCCACGCCCUCCCCCGCUUCCACCCUCGCCGCCUUGUUCCUCGCUCUAUUCGCUAUAUCGGACUUGACGAGCUCAGGAUUACCGGAAGAGGUGGGUAGCCAUUACUGGAGCAGCCAGGCGCCGAUCAGGUUGACGUUCUUCUUUGCGGUUACCGGGUACAGUUACGCGGGCAAGCCGGGGGGCUUGUGGGGUGGGAAGGGAAGGAGGGAAGGGGAGGUGCUGUGUAAUAGUGUGGUGUUUACUUGGGGGUUUUUGGAGAUGCUUUGGUGGUUUUGGAUUUAUGUGACUUUGAGAGAUGAGAAGAGGGAGCUGAUGGUGAAGGUUCAGGAGAGGAGAAAGGCGGAAGAGGAUCGGCUGUGA